Molecule: messenger RNA, 474 nt
Organism: Oncorhynchus nerka (sockeye salmon)
Lineage: Eukaryota; Metazoa; Chordata; Actinopteri; Salmoniformes; Salmonidae
Product: NBAS subunit of NRZ tethering complex-like
Exons: 3
Biological process (GO): retrograde vesicle-mediated transport, Golgi to endoplasmic reticulum
Cellular component (GO): Dsl1/NZR complex
Molecular function (GO): SNARE binding
Source: RefSeq, a predicted model, not a curated record
UGUGAAGUGCGUCUGGCACAGAAGAGAGGUCGUCUGGACAAUAACAUGGGGGGUGUGGCUUCGGAGGAUGAGGAGGGUGAGGAAGGAGACUCUGACUCUGAUGAAGAGUCGUCAGCCAAGGCCCGUUACUCCGGUUACGUGAAGCAGGGGCUGUACUACGUCACCGAGAUGGAACGCUUCGCGCCGCCACGGAAACGUCCCCGCACCGUCGUCAAGAGUUACCGUCUGGUCAGCCUACGCUCCACCACGCCUGAAGAGCUCUACCAAAGGAAGAUAGAUAAUGAGGAGUAUGGGGAGGCCCUUUCCCUGGCCCAGGCAUACGGCCUAGACUCAGACCUGGUCUACCAGAGACAGUGGAGGAAGAGCACUGUCAGCAUCGCCUCCAUACAGGACUACCUGAGUAAGAUCCAUAAAAGGUCGUGGGUGCUCCAUGAGUGUGUUGAACGCGUCCCAGAGAACGUGACGCUGCCAUGA